Molecule: messenger RNA, 645 nt
Organism: Letharia lupina
Lineage: Eukaryota; Fungi; Ascomycota; Lecanoromycetes; Lecanorales; Parmeliaceae
Exons: 2
Coding region: 1-645 (214 amino acids)
Source: RefSeq, a predicted model, not a curated record
AUGCAGCACGCUCUAAAUCGGCCUGAUCUAAGCAAAACCUCUCAGCGCUUUAAAUCCCCGCCCCCUCUCGUCGACAUCAAGGAAGCAUCACCACGAAAACCCCUUUUUCUCUCGCUUUCCAAUUACCUCGUUUUGGAAUUUUCUCUGUUCGAAAUGAAGCGACCCCGUGAUUUCGUCAAGAAGCGGGUACAGAGAGUAAAGAGUGCUGUCGAGACACAACAACCUACAGCCUCUGCUGCACAGGAGACACCGAUAACAGCAAACCCCGCCGCUACGGCUGAAGCACCUGUACAGCCCCGGAUAGAUACAAAAAUUAUCAACAGUGAUAAUGCGCACGCCGCGAUUUGGCAGGAAGCUCUGGAGACAUUGCAGAAAGAUGACCCAGAAAAGUACCAGGUCCUCGACAAAGUAUACAAGAAUGCCUACAUUUCCAAGAACGACAAGGCUAGCAGACUGUUAGAGCUGAGCGAAAGCAAACCAGAUUAUAGGAGUCUGUGGCUGAGAGCGAAAGCCGCCGGCCCAAGUGUCAGCACGGUCAGGCAGGUCGCGAUGACCAUCGCAGGUGUGGAUCAUCAUCAGACAGCUCCCAUUGUGGUUGCGGCCACCUUUUUCGUUAUCGAUGUCAGUGGUCUACCACCUGCCUAA